This is a messenger RNA of Ornithorhynchus anatinus (platypus), 2933 nucleotides long. RefSeq names its product cadherin 10 (gene CDH10). Gene Ontology annotation, biological process: adherens junction organization; multicellular organism development; cell morphogenesis. Lineage: Eukaryota; Metazoa; Chordata; Mammalia; Monotremata; Ornithorhynchidae. Gene Ontology annotation, molecular function: calcium ion binding; cadherin binding. The transcript is spliced from 11 exons. Gene Ontology annotation, cellular component: catenin complex; plasma membrane; adherens junction. Bases 1 to 2367 code for a protein of 788 amino acids. The record is from RefSeq and is a predicted model, not a curated record.
AUGACAACACCUCGGGUUCCCCUGUUGUUGCUGCUGUGGAUAGGGCUGCCUCACCUUUGCUCUACAGAAAUGUUCUUCAGAAGGGUCUCUGAACACCAGGCAAAAGUCUUAAUGGCCCAUUCGCCGGCGAGCGAUGGAAAAGUGCUGCACCGUCAAAAGCGAGGCUGGAUGUGGAACCAGUUCUUUUUGCUGGAAGAAUAUACCGGAUCCGAUUAUCAGUAUGUGGGCAAGCUCCACUCAGACCAGGACAAAGGAGAUGGGUCUCUCAAAUACAUUCUGUCAGGAGAUGGAGCUGGGACACUCUUCAUUAUUGACGAGAAGACCGGAGAUAUACACGCCACCAGAAGAAUCGACAGGGAAGAGAAAGCAUUCUACACACUGCGAGCUCAAGCUAUCAACAGGAGGACACUGAGGCCUGUGGAGCCCGAGUCAGAAUUUGUCAUCAAAAUCCAUGAUAUCAACGACAACGAACCUACAUUCCCUGAAGAAAUCUAUGCCGCUAGUGUUCCCGAAAUGUCAGUUGUUGGUACUUCCGUGGUGCAAGUCACAGCUACAGACGCUGACGACCCUUCCUACGGGAACAGUGCCAGAAUCAUUUACAGCAUCCUGCAAGGACAGCCGUACUUCUCUGUGGAGCCGGAAACAGGCAUCAUCAGGACUGCUUUGCCAAACAUGAACAGAGAAAACAGGGAACAGUACCAAGUGGUCAUCCAGGCCAAAGACAUGGGUGGCCAGAUGGGUGGAUUAUCGGGAACCACUACGGUGAACAUCACGCUGACUGACGUCAAUGACAACCCACCUCGCUUCCCCCAGAAUACCGUACACCUUCGGGUGCCCGAAUCUUCCUCCGUGGGCACUGCCGUCGGCAGCGUCAAAGCCACCGACGCUGACACGGGCAAAAAUGCCGAGGUCCAGUACAGGAUCGUUGACGGGGAUGGAACUGAUAUGUUUGACAUUAUGACCCAGAAGGAAACCCAGGAAGGCAUCCUGACGGUCAGAAAGCCCCUAGAUUACGAGAGCAGACGGCUUUACACUCUAAAAAUUGAGGCAGAAAACACGCAUGUGGAUCCCAGGUUUUAUUACCUUGGACCUUUCAAGGACACUACUAUUGUAAAAAUAUCCAUAGAAGAUGUGGAUGAGCCCCCUGUUUUCAGCAGAUCUUCCUAUCUGUUUGAGGUUCAUGAAGACAUUGAAGUGGGCACCAUAAUCGGAACUGUGAUGGCGAGAGAUCCCGAUUCUGCAUCCAGCCCCAUAAGGUUUUCUUUGGACCGCCACACAGACCUGGACAGAAUCUUUAAUAUACACGCUGGGAACGGCUCCAUUUACACAUCCAAAUCCCUCGACCGUGAGCUUUCCCAGUGGCACAAUCUUAGUGUUAUAGCAGCUGAGAUAAAUAACCCCAAGGAAACCACGCGGGUAUCAGUUUUUGUAAGGAUUCUGGAUGUCAAUGACAAUGCACCACAAUUUGCUGUUUUCUAUGACACCUUCGUGUGUGAAAAUGCAAGACCUGGACAGCUGAUACAGACUAUAAGUGCAGUUGACAAAGAUGAUCCAUUAGGUGGACAAAAGUUUUUCUUCAGCUUAGCGGCUGUCAACCCAAACUUCACGGUCCAAGACAACGAAGAUAACACGGCCCGAAUUCUAACGAGAAAAAAUGGGUUCAGUCGACAUGAAAUAAGCUCCUAUCUGCUGCCGGUGGUGAUUUCGGACAACGACUAUCCUAUCCAGAGCAGCACCGGCACUUUGACAAUCCGGGUGUGUGCCUGCGACAACCAAGGGAACAUGCAGUCGUGCAGCGCAGAGGCUCUGCUCCUUCCUGCUGGUCUCAGCACCGGAGCUCUGAUUGCUAUUCUUCUCUGCAUUAUUAUACUGCUCGUUAUAGUAGUACUGUUUGCAGCUCUGAAAAGGCAGCGGAAGAAAGAGCCUCUGAUCCUGUCCAAAGAGGACAUCAGAGACAACAUCGUGAGUUAUAACGAUGAGGGCGGGGGAGAGGAAGACACCCAGGCCUUUGAUAUCGGCACGCUGAGGAAUCCCGCCGCCAUCGAGGACAAGAAGCUCCGGCGAGACAUUAUCCCCGAAACCUUGUUUAUACCGCGGAGGACUCCUUCGGCUCCCGAUAACACAGAUGUCCGAGAUUUCAUUAACGAAAGGCUGAAGGAGCAUGACGUCGACCCGACCGCUCCCCCCUACGACUCUCUGGCCACCUACGCCUACGAGGGCAACGACUCCAUUGCCGAAUCUUUGAGCUCGCUGGGCUCGGGCACCACCGAAGGAGACCAAAACUAUGAUUUCCUCAGAGAAUGGGGCCCUCGGUUCAAUAAGCUUGCCGAAAUGUACGGAGGCGGGGAGAGCGACAAGGACUCCUAGCCUACGAUACAGUUUGUGUUUAUCCAAGAACAAGUCACCACUCAGAUACCACCUCCACUUGACGUUUUUUUGACACUGGGGAGAAUUUUCCUGCCACUCUGCACAAUUUGUUCUGUCUUUUCCUCUUUUAAUUUGUUCAUUAAUUUCAUUAAUUCUUUCUUGUAGGAUAUCACAUGGAGUAUAUAUGACAUCUUAUUCAAUCCCUUCCAAGAGCCAAAGCUAUGGAAAUUCAGUGUUGUCCAUUUUAAUAGAUAAAUGCUCCUUUCAGAAACUGGAACAGGAUAUCUUUCCCUUAAGCAACCUCAUGUAUAAGCCGCUUCUGUUAGGUCCAUGUCCUGCCCUUGCAAGUGCAGCUUUUUAAGAAGGUGAAGAAUUUAAAAAAUAAAAGUAUAUCCUGUUCUGUACAUUACAAUUCCAAAAAUGUACACGUGAUGUUAGUAAGUGUGAUAUGCAGCUGGUAUACAAAAGUUUGUGCAACUUCAUUUCAUCAAAUUCUAUCUGCUAAUGUUUUAUAUUUAUAUUUUUGUAUUUAUUUUUAAGAAAUAAAACCAGUUUUUACAACUAAA